This is a messenger RNA of Filobasidium floriforme, 1499 nucleotides long. Its product is annotated as Spo7-like protein-domain-containing protein. Gene Ontology annotation, cellular component: Nem1-Spo7 phosphatase complex; cytoplasm. Gene Ontology annotation, molecular function: protein phosphatase regulator activity. The coding region runs from base 68 to 1450 and encodes 460 amino acids. The transcript has 3 exons. Lineage: Eukaryota; Fungi; Basidiomycota; Tremellomycetes; Filobasidiales; Filobasidiaceae. The record is from RefSeq and is a predicted model, not a curated record.
AUUCGCAUUAUCGUUUUUAGCAUCAGCUCUUCAUAUCUGCCUGAGAGUGGAGCGUUCAUACACUAUCAUGCCACGCCCACCAAUACGUUAUCGCCCAUCGUCGUCGAUGACGUCCGAACGACCGGCACACCUCCCCCAUCCGUCGGCCCCGUUCCAUCCUUUGGCGGAUACGACGACGUACAAGGACUUGUUGCUCUUUGAAGAGAGGUUGAAGAUGAACGCGCAGAUGCUGAAUAGGAGGCGGAGGAGGUAUGAAGCUUUUUUGGUCACGCUCGUCAUCUCGAUCGUCUUCCUCGCCCAUCGAGCAAUGUUCAAACCGAGCGAACUCCACCUAGUCCGAUACCUAACAAAAGGCCUCCUAGCAGUAGCCCUCGUCACCCUAGUCCUCUUCUUCGCAUCAGGGAUGUACCAAGAACGGAUAGCCUACGCGAACAAGUACGUGCCGCAUGCGAAUAGGGCGUUGAGGGGGAUCAAUAUGCACUUGAAUAUGAGGAGGGGGUAUGGCUAUGGGUAUGCGGGGCUUGGGAACGGGAAGGGAAUCGCGGGGAGGUUGAGGGGGUGGGUGGGGAGAGGGAGGAGGUCGGGGGAGUUGGGGACGGAGGGGGAGAAGGAGAGGUUGGUCGGUGGGAAUGGGGUGGGGGUGGGGACGAGAACGAACUCUUCGACAAUACCACCAUCCACAAACACAACAACCACCAUCUCACCAAAACCGCCUUCAACCUCCUCUUCCACAUCAUCAUCCAGCUCGGUCAUCCCACCCAUCCCCCCGACCCAGAAUCCACGAGGAGAACUCAUCUUCUCUUCCCGCAUCCCACCCCAUUUCAAAGAGGGCUACGAACGAUACCGAGCAGCGUUCGAGAGGAGACGGGGGGAAAAGAUACGGGAAGAGAGGUGGAGGAGGAGUUGGUUCUUUGUCAGGUGGUUCUUGGAGAUGCCCGAGGGGCUGGCGAGCGGGAGUGGGAAGUUGGGUGCGGGAACCGUUGCGGGUGUGGUGCAGGGACAAGGGAGGAAGGGAGGGUCGUUGGGCGUACGGAUGGAUGGAGGAGGACAACAACGUAGUCGGAGUCAUUCUCCCGCUAUCAAUUCCACCGCCUCCACCGUUUCUUCUUCCGCUUCCAACGCCAACUCCACGAUGACGACGAUGAACAACAAGGAAGGUGUACGACCGGGAGGACCAAAGAGGGUCGGUUCGGAACCUCUUGCCAGUAGGUCUGCGAACGGAGUCAGGACGGAAGUCUCGGACGAGGAAAAGGCUGGGAUUCACGACGAUGAUGAGAAGGCGGCGACGACGGCUAGGAUGAACAGGGAUCGGUCGGAGAGUUAUACGUUUAUACUCGGCAAGGGCGAGGCGGACAAGCAUACGAUGACGUCGGGUCGGGGUGGUGGUGGAGCAGGGAUAGGGACGGGGCAGAGGGAGGUGAUGGCAAGGUUGGACGAGGAGAAGCAGUAGAAGGGCGUCGUGUUGAGUAUAGAAUUUGUAUCUAAAGGAUUAAUCGAGG